AUGGAGGACUGCCUUCACACCUCCUCCGAAAACCUCUCCAAGCUGGUAAGCUGGGCCCACAGCCAUGGGACCAUCUGCAGCCUCAUCCCCAACCUCAAGCACCUGCUCUCUGAGGGGGCCCAUGGCAACCUGACGGCCAUGUGGGGCUGUAGCGCUGGCCAUGCCUACCACUGGCCCCUGGCCGCCACUUGCAGGGCCGGCUCCCAGGAGCGCGUCUGCUUCCAGGACAGCCGCAGCUUCAACUCGGACAGCCCCAGCAUGCUGGGGGUGCCCUCGGAGGCACAGGCCAGCCCCCUGGAGCGCUACCCGGGCCGGCCGGGGAAGGCCAAGCUGGACUGCACCCGCACCCGCGACUCCUGUGACUUCUCCUACUGCAGCGAGCCAUCGGAGCUGGGCGAGCCCGUGGAGGAGUAUGAGGAUGAGGCCACCCUCUUCGACAUGGUCUGCGAGUCCUCUGUCACCGAUGAGGACACCGAGCCGGAGGUCAGCUCCAGCCAGCAGCAGCCCCACGCUGCCCCUGCCGCCACCCCCGAGGCGGCGGCACAGUCGAUGCCAGAGCAGGAUGAGAGAGCGGCAGAGCUCAGCAGGGAGCAGAACGAGAAGACCAUUCGCAGCACGCAGACGGCUCUCCGCAAUUUCCGAGAGUUCCUCAUCUCCAAGUACCCCUCUGAGACCCGGGAGAUCUACGUCAUCCCCUGCAAAGAGCUUGAUGCCUACCUUGCUUCCUUCUUUGUGGACGCCAGACAAAAGGAUGGGUCUGAAUACGAGCCAAACAGUCUGGCCAACUAUCAAUGUGGGCUGGAGCGGUAUCUCAAAGAACACAGGUAUGGAUACAGUAUUACGAGGGAUAAGGAGUUCAAGAGGUCCCAGGAAGCUCUAAAGCAAAAGCAGAUAGAGCUGAGGUGUAAAGGAAAAGGAAACAAGCCACACAAAUCCAUGAAGCUCACCUUUGCUGAUGAGCUUAUCCUGCGCAAAAGAGGCUUGUUGAGCCGUUACAAUCCCGAAGGGCUGCUGAACCUUGUCUGGCUAAACAACACUAAGGCAUUUGGACACUGCACAGGUUUCCAUGGGUCCACCCUCAAGUGGGGAGACAUCCGGCUGCGGGUGACAGAGACUGGGUUGGAGUACCUGGAGUGGAUGGGGCCGGACAACGGAGAUGUCAACGCCAAAAGCAAGAGAGGCGGGACAGACUCCCGGGUGUAUGCCACGCAGCACUCCCCACAGACCUGUCCCGUGCAAGACUACAAGGAGUAUGCCCAGAGGCGGCCUCCAGCCAUGCGCUACGAGGACGCGCCUUUUUACCUGUCCAUCAAACCCGUCGUCAACUUGGCUGCGCUUCACUGGUACAAUUGCCAAGCCCUGGGGAAAAACAAGCUUGCCAAGAUGGUAAAGACGAUGUGUGAGAAAGGCAACAUCCCCGGCAGGAAGACCAACUUCAGUGUCUACCAGAGCUGUAGCACCCUCUCAGAAGCGCAGAGCAACCAGCUGGUGCUGAUCUGCAAUAACUUGAGCCAGCAGGCUGCCCAGUCCAUGGCGAGCCACUCCAAUACUGGCAACUUCAUAGUGUCAGCAUCCUAUGACUCCUCCUCUGACACAGCUUGA
Molecule: messenger RNA, 1602 nt
Organism: Aptenodytes forsteri (emperor penguin)
Lineage: Eukaryota; Metazoa; Chordata; Aves; Sphenisciformes; Spheniscidae
Exons: 3
Coding region: 1-1602 (533 amino acids)
Source: RefSeq, a predicted model, not a curated record